AUGGCUCCAUCACCAGUUGCUGCUCCUCCUCACGUUCAUGCUCUGUUAAAGGAUCUGCAUGCGCGAUCCCUCGAGGAGGAGUCGCAUCUCCCUUCUCCAAUGCCCCUGCGCUGCACGCCCGAGUUUGACGAUAUAAUGAAGGACAAGUUCAUUGCACUCGACCAAGACAAGUGUGAAUUUGUGUAUCAGAUGCUGCGUGCUAUUGGUGCAAAGACAGUUGUUGAAGCAGGGACCAGCUUCGGUGUGAGCACCAUCUAUCUGGCGCUAGCCGUUACACAGAACACAGCCGGUUCAUCGCCCGGCAAGGUCAUUGCAACCGAGAAUGAACCAGACAAGGCGAACAAGGCGAUCGAGCACUGGUCCCAGGCUGGAGACAGCGUCAAAUCUGUGAUUGACCUACGACUCGGCGAUCUGCGGGAGACAUUGAAGAAGGAUCUCGGCAUAGUGGAUUUCUUGCUUCUGGACAUCUGGAUACCUCUUGCUCUUCCAGCGCUCAAAUUGGUCCAGCCGUCCAUGAGACCUGGGGCGGUAAUCGUCGUGGACAACACAACCGACAAUAGCCUGAGUUAUGCCGACCUGUUCGCGUAUACCGACGCACCAGGAAGCGGUUUCCGAAGACUGGCGAUGCCGUACUCCGGGGGCUUGGAAUUCAUGGUUUAUCACCCGGAUAAUUAG
Messenger RNA from Penicillium cinerascens, 675 nucleotides. Its product is annotated as O-methyltransferase. The transcript is spliced from 2 exons. The record is from RefSeq and is a predicted model, not a curated record. Bases 1 to 675 code for a protein of 224 amino acids. Gene Ontology annotation, molecular function: O-methyltransferase activity. Lineage: Eukaryota; Fungi; Ascomycota; Eurotiomycetes; Eurotiales; Aspergillaceae.